AUGUUGCCUGUGCUGCUAUGCGUUCUGCUCGGCUAUGCACUCGCCUGUUUCAAGGCACCAUUUGACCGCAAACUCUUCGGUUCGCUUGUCUCGAAUGUCGGCUAUCCCGCGCUGAUCCUGUCUCAUCUGGCGAAGGAACAUAUUCAGCUUGAGACUUUUCUAACCGUUCUGGCGGCAGCAGUGGGCAUGAUUGCGAUCUUCGGUGUCAUUGGCUUGAUCGUGAUGAAAUUGUUGCGCAUCCCGCUCAGGGCCUAUCUGCCGCCGAUGAUGCUGUCGAAUGUCGGCAAUAUCGGCCUGCCGGUUUCAACGCUCGCUUUCGGCCCGGAAGGUGCUGCCGUUGCGAUCGGUUUCAUCGUUGUCGUACUGACCGCAAUUUUCACCAUCGGUAUCGCGAUACCGAUGGGACGUCCCGAUUUCAGGGCACUUGUGCGCCAGCCCGUUAUCUAUGCGGUCAUCUUCGCCCUGGUCUUGCUUGCAACCGAAUGGAAAAUUCCGGAGCCCGUGGACCAGAGUCUCGAAAUUCUGGGGGGGCUUGCCAUUCCGAUCAUGUUGCUGACGCUCGGACACAGCCUCGAGACAUUGAAGUUCGGUGGCGUCACGCGCGCCGUGAUCCUAUCAGUCACCCAUAUCGGGGUUUCGGCAAUCGCAGCCCUCGCGAUUACGCAGGUUCUGACCCUGGAUGCCACAAUUGAAAGCGUGAUCAUACUGUUGUGUUUCAUGCCCCCGUCGGUCGCAACCUACCUGGCCAUCUCACAACAUCAGCCUGAUGAGGCCGAUGGCGUUGCCGGGUUCAUUUUCGUGUCCACCUGUCUGACACUUGUGACCCUGCCGAUCGUUCUGACCUAUUGGGCAACCGGUUAG
Effrenium voratum is the source of this 861-nucleotide messenger RNA. The record is from the annotation of a GenBank genome assembly. NCBI's taxonomy places the organism in Eukaryota, Dinophyceae, Suessiales, Symbiodiniaceae.